Drosophila eugracilis is the source of this 578-nucleotide messenger RNA. Its product is annotated as LTO1 family protein C191.08. The transcript has a single exon. Lineage: Eukaryota; Metazoa; Arthropoda; Insecta; Diptera; Drosophilidae. The coding region runs from base 150 to 578 and encodes 142 amino acids. The record is from RefSeq and is a predicted model, not a curated record.
GCAGAACCACAUUUCGGCUAAGAAGUCGGGAGUAAACAUAUUUUUUAAAAUAAGUAUUUAAAAGGGAACAUACAUACCGUUUCGGAAAUAUUAUUAGAGUGAAGGAGUGAGGGAAGGUUUAAAACGCAUUCUUGGUAAAUCACAUAUGUAUGAUGACCAGUCCAUCGCGGGAUAUAAACGAACUAUUUGACGACAUUGUCCUAACUGAGGAGAAGGAAGCUCGUUUGGGUUACGAGGAGGGACUGAAAGACGGCCAGGAGCAAGGUAACGAAGAAGGCUAUAAAUUGGGCUACGCCCAGGGAGUAUCUCUAGGAGAGGAACUGGGAAGAAUUUUCGGUCAAGUAGUAGCCCAGCAGCAACUUCAGCACACGGAUAAGGUGCGUCGUAGUCUGCAGCAGAUACGUUCGCUUAUCGAGGAGUUUCCCCGCACUAACGAUCCGCAGGCGGAUAUAGUAGGGGCUGUGCAGGAAAUCCGGUCGUCCCAACGUCGUCUUCGCGCCUUGUUGGGAUCCAAGAAAACGUCAGUCGCAACACUUUCAGAACCAUCUGCUGUCGAACACAAGCACUACAGUUUUUAG